AAUAACAACAAUAAUAACAGGUGGAUUCGAACGCUGGUCCCCAAUUGUGUGACCUCGAGAAGGAUGGAUUCCAGGACGUCGCGCCGAGGCCCACACUGCUGCAGGUGGCGUGCAUCCUGCUGUCGUCGCUGGCCAUGCUGCAGCAAGGCACAUGUAUCAACUGGCCCAACUCCCUCGCCGGCGACCUCCGCACCGACAACUCCACGCUCCUCGGUCACCAGAUCUCCGUCACCUCCGUCGGCCACGACCUCGUCGGCAGCCUGAUGUUCGCGGGCGCCGGGCUGGGCACCCUCCCGGCGAGCUGGCUGGUGGGGAGGUUCGGCCGCCGCAUCUGUAUGGUCGCCCCUACCCUGCCCACCUUCCUCGGCUGGGCGCUCAUCACCUUCGCGCACAACGACAUCCUCAUCUUCGUCGGCAGGUUCGUCACCGGCCUGAGCCUCGGGAUGAUGGUGCAGGCCUCCGAGAUCUACGUGGCGGAGAUCUCCAACGCCAGCAUCCGCGGCACGGCGUGCACCUUCAUGGAGAUAGUAAAGCUGGGCGGCUUCGCGCUGGUGGUCGCGGUGGCCAUCAAGGUGUCCUGGUACGUCAUCGCCGGCGGCCUCGCUGUGCUGAUGCUGGUGUACGGCGGCGCCAUGCUGGCCGUGCCCGAGAGCCCCAACUUCCUCGCCGUGCAGGGCAGGGAAGAAGAGGCCCGCCGAGUCCUUCUGCGAUUCCGAGGCCCCGGGGCGGAUGUGGACACGGAGCUGACCCUUCUGAGGCUCCGCAACCAGCGCAGCGACGGAACCAUGGGGUUUGCGGGGCUGCUCAAGUGGGACGUGCUGAGGAGCGUGGCGGCGCUGCUGUUGCUGAUUACGUUCCGGGGCAUGUGUGGCUGCGAGAUGAUCACCGUGCACUGCACACGCAUGCUGCUGGCCACCGGCGUUUCCCUGGACCACACGCUGGGCACCCUCACCGUCAACUCGGCCUACGUGCUCGGGGGGCUCUGCCUCACCAUGCUGGUGGACCGCCUGGGCCGCCGCCGGUCCAUGCUAGUGUCCCUCACCGUCAUGCUGGCGGGCAACACCGUGCUGGGCUGCUACUGCUACUUCUUCCCGGCGAGCGCCGUGCCCGGUCUGGACAUCGAACUCUUGUCUCCGCUGGACGCCAACACGACGGUCUCCUACCUUGCCGGCAACACGACUGUUCCCUACAUCGCCGAGCUGAGCGACACCGGUGACGCGGAGCGGGUACUGCCACUGUUCUGCUUCCUGGCCGUCGCCUUCGGGGCCGGUCUGGGCAUCGCCAACAUUCCUAUGGUGCUGAUGGUCGAGUACUUCCCGACCAGCAUCAGGGCCGAGGGCUUAGGGCUGUGCCUGACGUGGGUGGCUGUGGUCUCCACGAUCAUGCUGCAGCUGUACAGUGUCCUCCUGGACAGCCUUACCAUCGCCGGGAUCUACUGGUUCUUCGCUCUCAGCACCGUAGCCGCCAUGGUGCACACUCUCUGCUGCAUCAGAGAGACCAGCAAGUGCGAUAUUGGCUGAGGCGGGAGAGAGAGAGAGAGAGAGAGAGAGA
Eriocheir sinensis (Chinese mitten crab) is the source of this 1551-nucleotide messenger RNA. RefSeq names its product solute carrier family 2, facilitated glucose transporter member 6-like. Gene Ontology annotation, biological process: transmembrane transport. Gene Ontology annotation, cellular component: membrane. The record is from RefSeq and is a predicted model, not a curated record. Lineage: Eukaryota; Metazoa; Arthropoda; Malacostraca; Decapoda; Varunidae. Gene Ontology annotation, molecular function: transmembrane transporter activity. Bases 135 to 1520 code for a protein of 461 amino acids. The transcript has 6 exons.